Cladophialophora immunda is the source of this 5743-nucleotide messenger RNA. RefSeq lists its product as uncharacterized. Gene Ontology annotation, cellular component: nucleus. The transcript is spliced from 2 exons. NCBI's taxonomy places the organism in Eukaryota, Fungi, Ascomycota, Eurotiomycetes, Chaetothyriales, Herpotrichiellaceae. The record is from RefSeq and is a predicted model, not a curated record. The coding region runs from base 361 to 5457 and encodes 1698 amino acids. Gene Ontology annotation, biological process: positive regulation of transcription by RNA polymerase II. Gene Ontology annotation, molecular function: histone binding; ATP hydrolysis activity; chromatin binding.
AUCAAAAUAUCAUCGCCCACAGUCUCUGCAGACGUGGAUGCAUCCUAUGCCGUCGCAGUUAUGACAGUGGCGUCACUGUGAUACCAUUUGUCCUGUCUCCCGUUGGAUUCCUCCAUUGGAUCGCGACAUCCACCCGGUUGCUGACAGACGCGCUGCGGUCCCUCAGUGCACAGUCAUUCACCACCCAUAAUUCAAUCGCCCUUGGUCCUUUCCCGAGUGAUUCUGAAGCAGAAGCAAUUAUUGGAGUCGAUCUGGGGGAUCCCCCUGGGCUGCAGCAGCCGCCGAGACAUAGCCUGCUGAGGUACUCCUCCGCGCACCCCGACACACCCGUCAAAGGGCCUCUGCAAGUGAGCCGCAACCAUGCCUGCAGGUCGCGGCAGCAAGAGGACCCUCGAAGAAGUUGUUAAUUACGAAGAUUCGGAUGAUGAGGAUUAUGAUGACCGCGCAGCCGGGCCCUCGAAGUCCCGGCCUUCGAAGUCUAGGCGGCGAGGCGCUCCCGCCCGCAAGAAGCGAAGAAGAGGAUACAAAGGCUCCGAUGUCGACAGUGACUCGGACGAGGUCGUGUCGGAUGAGGAAGAUUCAUUUUCUGAUGAGGAGGAUGAAGACAUCGAGACAAACGCAAUAGGCCGACCUGUUCGGAGGGCUGCCAAAAAAGCGGCAAACAAAUACGAAGAAAGUUCCGAGGACGAGGAAGACGAACUUGCCAACUCCUCAGAAGAAGACCAUCCGCAUCGCCGAGCCAAGACGCCCCCCCGAAAAAAGUUGAUCAUCACCCUCAAGACUACCCCUGCGCGUCCGACGAGAAGUUUGCGAAACAGGAGCGGAAGUUACGGUGUCAACCAACCCACAGCUUCGUCUGUACCCCAUCCUGCAUCUUCCCGAAGGAGCAGUCGCCUUUCUCACGACCCUGAAGAGUCUCUGGUGAAGUUGACCGAUUCUGGCAACCACGUCGAGGUCGUGCGCGAAGGUUCCCGAGACCCUGAAGGCAUCCCACCAAGAGCAAUGAAAGGCGGAAAGGGCCUCAAAUACCCCUCGAAAAGUACAAUCGACGAAGAGUCACAAUCGCAACCCAAAGAAGAGGAGGUCGAAGAAGAACUUGAAAUACAGGCAUCACAAUAUGAGCUUCUGGAAAGCGAACCUCAAACCAUGGAAGAACAUGCAGCGGAACCGCUGCCACGAGUUAUCUCGGAUAUUGUGACCAUUGCCGAAGCUGAAGGCGGUGAGAGUGAUGGGGACUUCAAUCCGGAACCCGCUGCCACGCAGGAAGAGAUCACAGUCGAAGCUGAGAACGCGGACGAGGAAGAGGAAGAAGAUGAGGAAGAGGAUGAAGUGAGACCAGCGCGGGGCAGAUUGACCCGUGGCUCCUCAAAGAGAAAAGUAGAGUCGCCUGAGUUUGAACCGCAGAACUCGCCCAAGCGACUGCGCGGACGGCCUCUUGGAGAUGGAGCCCAAUCAGGAGCCUCGGGCAGUCGUCGACGAAAAGCUCCGGACGAGAGCAGUGAUUUCCAUCCUGAAGAUGAAGCCGCCAACCAAGACGACCUGUCAAGUUCCAGCGAGUCUAACGCAUCGCCCCGCAAAAAGAAUGGCGAUGAUGACGACUACGAGAGCGAAAACCAAGGUCGGAGGUCUCGACGCCUCCGUAGCCAAGCAGCAUCUCGCCAACGGUCCGAAGUGAGCGACGACGAUCUAGCUGCAGAGGUCGCAGAGUUGAAGCGUGACGGCAGGAAGUCAAGACGUCCUAGGGAAGAAGAAAUUAUCUAUGAGCCUCGCGGGCGACGAGGCGGGAAAAAGCCCAACUAUGACCUCCUCAGGAAUCUCGCUCCGCUCGAGGAGGAGGAGGAAGCAGCUGCCCCAUCCCCUUCUGCACGAGCUCGAAAGACCGGCGGUGGCGGUUGGAACCGGAGCCUGUUCAACACUUACGGCCCAUUCGGCGGGGGUGGCGGCCUGCCACCGGUGCUGGGAGGAGGCCCUCAAAGGGCUCAAGGCGGCGUUGAUUCCGACAGCAGUGACGAUGAGACGAUGAAACAGCCCAAGCCCUUGGGCGGUACAGUAGGGAUGACACCAACGACUGGUGGUGGCUUCAACCUCUUCCCUCAAACUCACAAUGCAGAUCCGGCCCAGGCUGCAGCUGGCACCCCGGCCAAUCUCGGCAAGAUCAAGGACAAGCAGGCCUUAGCAGAUGCUGACCCGCUUGGAGUUGACCAAAACGUGACUUUCGACAACGUAGGCGGUCUGCAAGGGCAUAUCGAUCAGUUGAAGGAGAUGGUCGCUUUGCCUUUGCUUUAUCCCGAAAUCUUCAUGCGAUUCAAGAUUACUCCUCCGCGUGGGGUCCUUUUCCACGGCCCGCCUGGGACAGGAAAGACUCUUCUCGCGCGGGCACUGGCCACCAGUGUCAGCUCUCAGGGCAAGAAAGUCACGUUCUAUAUGCGCAAAGGCGCCGAUGCUCUAAGCAAGUGGGUUGGCGAAGCUGAAAGACAAUUGCGGCUACUCUUCGAAGAAGCCCGGAAGAAUCAACCCAGCAUCAUAUUUUUUGAUGAGAUCGACGGUCUCGCUCCUGUACGGUCAAGCAAACAAGAACAGAUUCACGCUUCCAUUGUUUCAACGCUGCUCGCGCUGAUGGAUGGGAUGGAUGGGCGAGGCCAGGUUAUUGUUAUCGGUGCUACCAAUCGGCCUGAUUCCAUUGAUCCGGCACUACGACGACCUGGUAGAUUUGAUCGAGAGUUCUACUUCCCCUUACCGGGCACCGAAGCCAGAAGAUCCAUCAUUAACAUUCACACGAAGGGCUGGGAUCCCCCUCUGCCCGAAGCCAUCAAGGAUGAGCUGGCAGAAUUGACAAAGGGUUAUGGCGGCGCGGACUUGCGUGCCCUGUGUACUGAAGCUGCGCUCAAUGCAGUCCAGCGCCACUACCCUCAGAUUUACAACUCGAACGAGAAGCUCGCCAUUGACCCAAGGAAGAUAGAAGUCACGCCCAAGGACUUUAUGAUAUCUCUCAAAAAGAUGACGCCUUCUUCAGAGCGAUCGGCGUCGUCCGGCGCUGCUCCCCUACCGCCUAGUGUCGCGCCACUGCUGCGGCACCAACUGGAUCAGAUCAGCCAACUUCUGGCAGAAAUACUUCCGCAACGGAAGAGACUGACCGCUCUGCAAGAGGCUCAAUACGAAGACGCUGCGAACGGUCACAGUUUCGGUCGAGAGAAAAUGCAACAAACAUUCGAGACCACCAGAGUCUUUCGUCCUCGAUUGCUGAUCCAUGGCAAGAUGGGCAUGGGGCAACAAUAUGUCGCUUCUGCUCUGCUCAAUCACUUUGAAGGGCUCCACGUCCAGGCCUUUGAUGUCCCAACGCUGUUUAGCGAUACAGCGAGUUCCCCCGAGGCCACGAUCAUCAGACUAUUUUCUGAAAUCAAAAUGCACAAACCAAGCGUCAUCUACAUCCCCAAUGUGCAGGAGUGGUACAACACAGUUGGUCAGACGGUAAUUUCUACUUUCGUGGGCCUUUUGAGAUCUAUCAAACCCACCGACCCUGUUCUGUUACUUGGAUUUGCAGAGGGCGACUAUGAUGACAUGGAGGAUAACAUGCGACGCGAAUUCUUCGGAUACUCGAAGAAGAACCAGUUCCAGCUGAGGGAACCUGAUCAUGCAGAAAGGUCCGAGUUCUUCCGCAGUAUCAAAGAGUACAUCAGCACGGCACCAGAUGAUUUCCCGGAUCCAGAGAACCGAAAGAAACGUGAACUGGAGAAGCUUGCGGUGGCACCGCCUGAGCCAGAGAGGCGAAAGAAUGCAUUAACCAAGGAGGAGCUCAAGGCACAAAAGAAGCGUGACCGUCAAACUCUGAACAUGCUCAAGAUUCGAUUGCAGCCUAUCAUGGAUCAGAUCAGGACGAAAUACAAAAAGUUCCGGACGGGCGUGAUUGAUGAAAGCCACAUUCGCUACCUCUACGACGAAGCUGAUCCAGGUACUGUGACAUCUGAUUUGCACACUGAAAUUCUAGCCAGAGCUUCUUACCGGCCUUUCGAGAUCGGAAAGGACGCCCACGGUGUGCCGGGCCUCAUAGAUCAGGCCAAUGGAAAUUUCUAUUACAAUCUGGACUCGGUGACCAUCGAGAAGCGUCUGAGCAAUGGAUAUUACAAGCGACCGAAAGACUUUCUGGCCGACAUCAAGCGCCUGGCAAAGGAUGCAAAGACGAUUGGUGACGAGGACCGACUGCUGAAGGCGAAUGAGCUGUUAGCCAACGUCGAAGUCGAUAUUGGAUCCCUGGAAUUCGGUGAACCUGCACUCACCGCGGAGUGCGAACGUGUUUACCAACGAGAACUAGAAAGAGAAAGAGAGGCAUUGGAGAAAGCCGAGCAAAACAAAAUGCCCCCGCCACCCAAUGUUACCAAUAUCGCUCAGGGUUCGGGAACAACGACCACAAAUGACACAGGCCCAAUCCUGCUGGGCGAACCCAUGCAACGCCGCAACGACUUUGCUCAGCGGCUUGCUGCGACAUCCGCUCAGGCCAACUCAACCGAAUCAAUUGUAACGAACGGCAUCCACCCCAGUCACAACAAUUCAGAACAGCUGACAAAUGGGUCCCACGCAAAUGGCCACGAUGUGGAUGUGGAAGGUGACACACCCAUGGGAGGUGCGGACUCGCAUCCAUCUUCUAACAACAAGAGCAACGAGACGCAGCAGACGCACACGACGAGCUCUUUUGGUGCCCGUGCCUCUGCCCAAACAAGGCCGUGGCAUGCAUACACCGCGCCCUCGCAACAGCUCAUGAAGGAAUCGGGAUUGUCAGCACCACCCUCCCAGACGGGAGCCUUCACCCCUAUGCCUCAAGGGAGCCAUCCAGGGGAAUUCCAGAAUGAUGCUAGCACAACCCAAUCACCCAACGACAAAAAGACGUCAUCCAAUGACACGCAGCAGGAGGUUCACCAAGACUCGGGCCCUGACCUUUAUCCAUUCGAAGAGAGGCGGUCUGCUGGGGGUAGCCAGAUCCCAUCCACGCAAGGACAAAACUCGCAAUCACAACCUGCCGGCAGCGGCCGUCCCUCUUCUUCGCAAGGGCCGGACCAAGACUUCGGCUCACAGCAUUCCAUAACCAUGCCUCCUCCAAUCGAGGCGCAGUCUCACCGGCAUUCCAACACCAGCCGUAUUGAUGACCUACUCAAUCCUUCUUUGUCACCACCACAUCCAACGUCACCGCCGCCACCUUCUCGACCCAAUUUGAUCCAAGUCGAACAGCAUGCGCUUCAUAACCUGCACACCGAGAUCACGGAUCAAACUAGCGGUCUGUCCGUGGAACAACUUGAGCAAGUGAACAGCGUGUUGAUGGAUACGAUCUGGAGGACGAGAAGUGAGUGGGACAGAAACAAGGUGAAAGAGAAGGUGGCCGAGGCUUUCAAUGAGGUUAUGGCGGAUAUGGCCGGUGUCGGACAGCGGUUUGGGGAGGGGAGCUGGGGCCGGAAGGCGCAGGUAUGAUCUUCUGAGGAUCAAAGGAUGACGGGCAUGCAGGGUGUAUAUGUUGGGGAUUAUAGGCAGACCGGAGGGAGGAUGCGAAAAGAAAGGCGGUCCCUCAUUCGGACAAAAAUUGGAUGGCUUGUUUGAAUCAAGAUGUGAUGUAUAUGCAAAGAAUCAAAAGAGCAGAAAGGAGCAUAAUCGGCGUCAAACAGCAGCCAGGCUUGCGCUCAGCUCGAGCUCUUUUCAUGAAGUGGUGCGCUGCUGGCUUCUUUUAUCAGCAACUCGACGUGAGUUCUGGGCUCUCGCC